UUCUGCCCUACGGGUUUUCGAAAAAGGCGGAAACUCAAUACGCAAUUUGAAACGGAAAUCAAGGUGUUACAUUUAAAUUUUAUCAGUGGAAGGAAUAUUGAUGUUAAUCCUCACCUACAUUUGAGACUAUUUCUUCAGAAUUUGAUCUCCAUAUUGCUUAUUGGAGAAACGUUGGACAGAAGUGACCCCGACAGAGAUGUUUUGUGGGAAUUCAUUGACCUCCUAUUCGUACUUAUUGACCCCUCGGUAGAUGGCGCGUUGCGAACGUUUCCGUUCUUACGGCGUUUACCAGGUUACUAUGGUAACAUCUAUCGACAGACGAUCACGGCUCGCGACAAAGUGGCAAAACGCUUCUAUGAAGACCAAAAGACGAGCUACAGACCAGGGAACAUCCGGGGCCUUGUGGACGUCUGUAUCCUGAAUCAACUGGAAGAGCUCACCAAGACCGGUAACUCCUGGCUAACUGACGAACACAUCAAGGGCCUCAUCUUUGACACACUCGCUGCUGGUAUGACCGAGAUUUUGAAGACGCUCCGCCUCUUCCUGUUGCUCAUGUGCCACCAUCCGGAAGUUCAGACCAGGCUAAAAGCGGAGGUUGACACAAUUAUAGGUACGGAGCGUUUCCCGUGCCCCGAAGACCGAAAGUGGAUGCCAUUCACGCAGGCGGUGAUGUUGGAGAUCUGGCGCUAUGGGUCACAGACGCCGCUCUCUAUACCGCAUCUGUGCCAGAAGAACGUCGAACUGGACGGCUACCUGAUAGAGGCCGGUUCGGUGAUAUUCCCGAACUUGUACGCAGUGCACCACGACGAGGUUACCUGGGGAGACCCCUGGGAAUUCCGUCCAGAACGAUUCCUAAACGAGGCUGGGGAACUACUUCCGUCCGACCACAUACUGAUGCAGAAUGUAAUCCCGUUCAGCGUCGGUAAAAGGGAGUGCCCCGGGCAGGAUUUCGCGCGCUCCAGAAUAUUCGUCACGAUGACGUCACUGAUGCAGCGCGUGCAAGUGGUUCCCCCUAAAAACAGCAACUUGCCUCCAGCUGAUCCCCGGCUCUAUAGCAAAGCGUAUCCGAUGACGGAACCGCAGUUUGAAUGUCGCUUCUUGUCAAGGGAGAACAUUAUUAUUUAGAACAAUUAUGUAUGAAGUUCUUCCUACAGCGUUUUUGAUUAUAUUUAUCUAAAGCAAACUUUUUUAUCAAAUCUUUUUCAGACAGAAUUAAUCGACAUUUAAGUUCAUAAAGAUUAAUUGUAGAAUGUUUUGUGGCACAAUAUGACAUCAAAAAGGCGUUUGUGUACUUUUUUCUUUUAUCAAGCGGCAAAUAUUGGUAGAAAGUUAAUUACUAGUAUAUAAUGGCGUCUUUUUGAUCGCUAUGUUAUCUGCUUGUUUCGGUUAAAUUGCUCACAAGGCACUGAAUUUGGUAUUUUCUUACUUUAACUGCAUGUUUUGUAGUGACUGAAUUAGUAAUAACAGGGCUCCCGCUUCCAUUGGCAAUUGUCGCCAAAUGUCAAAGAGUGACAACCUUUCAAUUUGAGAAAAUAAGUGGCGAUUACAAUUAAUUAGAUGUGAAGAAUUGCUGGUUAAUAUAGUGGUUUCUGCCAUUAGUUGUCCCAUUCAGAGGUCAUGCAAAGUUGAUCAUUGAAAUUGACAGUCAAGAACCAAUAGACUUCUUGAUAUUGUUCUGACAUAUGUGAAGCCUUGAUAAGUUGCAUUCUGCUAUGCGUCUUCAAAGUUAAUUUGCUUAUCAAAACAACACUCAGAGAAAAUUAGUAGAGGUAACCUCUGCUAAAAUAAAGUUUUCCUGGCACUGGCAAUACAUAUGGGGCUCGUUUAAAGGUCAGAUUUGGAAUUUUUGCAGUAAAAUGAGAACUUUUUAAACAAAUAUUUAAAAAAAAAAUAAGUAUGUUUGAAAAAAUGUUACAUUG
Molecule: messenger RNA, 1919 nt
Organism: Dreissena polymorpha
Lineage: Eukaryota; Metazoa; Mollusca; Bivalvia; Myida; Dreissenidae
Product: cytochrome P450 2C31-like
Exons: 7
Molecular function (GO): monooxygenase activity; iron ion binding; heme binding
Source: RefSeq, a predicted model, not a curated record